AUGUCUGCUGCCGUCAACCGCGGUCUGCGCCAGGCGACGAGAGCUCUGCGCCUCCACCCUACGACUUCUUCUGUGUCCUGCACCCGCUCGGCCCUGCGUCCUCUGAGCACCUCCAUCCUCAAGAACGCCGCCGCGCCCUCCGCUGCUCUCGCUGCUACCCGCGCCCGCACCUUCUCGACCAUGGCCUCGCUGCAGCAGUCUGUCAACACUGCCACGCCCUCGCCGUCCGCUGGCACGGGCUACGACCCUGAGAUUGCGGACAUUGCCAACUAUGUCCACAACUACAAGAUUGACUCGGAGCUGGCCUUCGACACCGCCCGCUAUGUCUUCCUUGACACCCUCGGCUGUGGUCUUGAGGCCCUGCGCUUCAAGGAGUGCACCAAGCUACUGGGCCCCGUUGUGCCCGGCACUGUCGUGCCCAACGGCACCAAGGUCCCCGGUACCCCCUUCCAGCUCGACCCCGUCAACGGUGCCUUCAACAUCGGUGCCAUGAUCCGCUGGCUCGACUACAACGACUGCUGGCUCGCCGCCGAGUGGGGUCAUCCCAGCGACAACCUGGGCGCCAUCCUCGCCGUGGCCGACUGGAUCACCCGCACCAACAAGGCCGGCGGUAACCUGGCCGGCGGCAAGAUCUUCACCAUCCGUGAUGUCCUCGAGGCCAUGAUCAAGGCUCACGAGAUCCAGGGCUGCCUAGCCCUGCUCAACUCGUACAACAAGGUCGGUCUCGACCACGUUGUGCUCGUCAAGGUUGCCAGCACUGCUGUCAUCAGCAAGAUGCUCGGCUUGAACGAGAAGCAGACCGCCGACGCCAUCACCCAGGCCUGGGUCGACGGCCAGUCUCUGCGUACCUACCGCCACUCGCCCAACACCAUGUCCCGCAAGUCGUGGGCUGCCGGUGAUGCCUGCCAGCGUGCCGUCAACCUCGCCCUGAAGGUCCUCAAGGGCGAGACUGGCAUUCCGACCGUCCUGUCUGCCCCUACCUGGGGCUUCUACGAUGUCCUCUUCAAGGGCAAGAAGUUCGAGUUCCAGCGCCCCUAUGGCAGCUACGUCAUGGAGAAUGUGCUUUUCAAGGUCUCCUAUCCUGCCGAGUUCCACUCCCAGACUGCCGUCGAGGCGGCCGAGAAGAUCCACCACCAGCUCAAGGAGAUGGGCAAGUCUGCUGCCGACAUCAAGGCCGUCACCUGCCGCACCCACGAGGCUUGCAUCCGCAUCAUCGACAAGCAGUUCAAGCCCAUGGACAACUUCGCCGACCGCGACCACUGCAUCCAGUACAUGGCCGCCACCAUGCUCGUCUUCGGCCGCCUGACCGCCGGCGACUACGUCGACGGCAGCGAGGCCGCCACCUCCCCGCUCGUCGAGGACCUCCGCAAGCGCAUUAAGUGCGUCGAGGAUCCCCAGUUCACCAAGGACUACCAUGACCCUGCCCUGCGCACCAUCAGCAACGGUCUCACCGUUGAGCUCAACGACGGCACCGUACUGCCUGAGGUCGUUGUCGAGGCUCCCCUCGGUCACCGUCUCCGUCGUGAGGAGGCCAAGCCCCACAUCAUGGCCAAGUAUAAGCGCCAUCUAGAGCCGCACUACCCGGCUGAGAAGGUCCAGCAGCUCAUUGAACUCGGCCAAGAUGCUGCUAAGCUGGAGGCUAUGGCUGUCGAUGAGUAUGUCGAUCUGUAUGUCGUGGAGAAGAGCAAGUUUGUGGAGUAA
Thermochaetoides thermophila DSM 1495 is the source of this 1701-nucleotide messenger RNA. RefSeq names its product 2-methylcitrate dehydratase-like protein. Gene Ontology annotation, molecular function: 2-methylcitrate dehydratase activity; 2 iron, 2 sulfur cluster binding. The coding region runs from base 1 to 1701 and encodes 566 amino acids. The record is from RefSeq and is a predicted model, not a curated record. Lineage: Eukaryota; Fungi; Ascomycota; Sordariomycetes; Sordariales; Chaetomiaceae. The transcript has 3 exons. Gene Ontology annotation, cellular component: mitochondrion.